AUGCAAAUCACAAAGAAAAGAUUCUUUCUACCGAAGGAGGAAAAGAAACAAGAAGUGAAAGUAGAACCAGCUACGAAUGAGGAUAGUUUGUUCGUGGAAGAUGAAGAAGAGGAGGAUGACAAGGCAACCGUAAUUCAAACACAGAAUCCUCCUCAUAUAAGCUCAACCAUUUCGUUCAAAAAGUUUUCCAAGGAUCUACAGGCAAUUGUAGGUGAAAUUUCUCCCAUAAUACUAUAUUAUCUAUACGAUAAAUACUCAGCAAGCCCUUUUAGUGUCAAGCAUGCUACUCAUGAACUAUUCACAAAUCCCCCUGAUAUUGAUGAGUUGCAACGCGUAAGUACAACGCGCCCGGAACUGCCAUUAUGUUCAUCUCCAACAAUUGAUGCGGCAUCUAUACUUUCGCAACAAGUGAUGCGACCAAAUACCCCAUCCACAAAUUCUUCCUCGCCUUUGAAACGAAUCAACGAUGACCUUGAAGUUGGGCUGCAUGGCAAACGGUUCCAUUCGGAACCAAAAGACAUUGAUUCUCACGAUGAAGCUAAUUCGUGGCACAGAUAUGUUGGUACAUUAGACGUGCAAGCAUGGGCAACUAGGCCAACAAUAAAACCGCUCAAAUAUCAGGAUAGACUUGUGGUCAAGAGACUAGUUCCGCGAAAUUCAACUGCUCAAAAGAGUUCCAUUAUACGGUUGUGUUUAAAUGAUAGGGAAAUCGGCAGAUUACCUGAAGACUUGACAAGAAUUUUCAGUCCCUUGAUUGAUCAAAACAUUGCAGAUUUCGAAGUUAUCGUAUUGGAAACGACGAAGCGUCGAUUAUCCACGGGAGAUUCAUUUUAUGUUCAAAUAUUGGUGUACCUUAAAAGUACUGGGUUUGUAAAAAAUAUCGAUUUGGCAGUGGAGCAAUCCGGCCUCAAAAAGGGACCUAAUUUCAACUUUGCAACCGAAAGCGAAGGUGAAGCAUCGAUGAGAUUGCGACAAGCUGGUGUAUCAAAUUUGUUUGAGAGGCUAAAGCUAAAACCACUCAAGUUGAUUAACGACAAUAAGGAAGAUGAGGUGAGUUUAUCUCAGCCAGUAGAAAUUACUGGCUCCGAAGUUGAAGAGGUUGCCGAUGAAGUCAGCUUUGAUCAAUUGAGACAAUUUUAUCAAGCUAAUAAUCAAUCAAAGUUGUUGGAGAGUUUACCAGAGACAACUGAGCCUCCAAAGGAAAAUUUCAAUAUGUCAUUGAGAGAGUAUCAAAAGCAUGGACUUUCGUGGAUGUUGGCAAGGGAAAAGGAAGUCGACGUUUUAGAACAAUGCAUGGGGCAAGAUCAGCUACCUUCCGAAACAAGAAAGAACAUAGAGGAAGCAGGUACAAUGAAUCCCCUUUGGAGGAAAUACAAAUGGCCUGGCGAGGGUCAUACCCUGCAAGACUGUACUGGCUCUACACAAUCUCCCUCUCAAAAUCAAGACAAUUAUUUUUAUGCCAAUUUAUACAAUGGAGAAUUGUCGUUAGAGAAACCGAUAAUAAAAUCCAGUUUACAAGGGGGUAUUCUUGCUGAUGAAAUGGGUUUAGGAAAGACCAUUGCCACAUUGGCAUUGGUGAACUCUGUGCCCUAUGAUAGUGCUCACGUGGAGGAGAAUCGCUAUGCUUCGAAAACCACCUUGAUUGUUGUCCCCAUGUCCUUGUUAACUCAAUGGAAAGAAGAAUUUGAAAAGGCUAAUAACAAUGAUAGCCACAUUUGUCGGUUAUAUUACGGAAAUGAAACCGAAAACGAUUUAUCCUUAUCCUUGUGCAAUUUAAAGCCAAAUUCAAAAAUACCCAUUGUUGUCAUUACUACUUAUGGUACAAUAUUGAAUGAGUAUACAAGAAUAUCCAAAAAUCGUAAUUCUAAAGGGGAACUUCCCAAACUGGGAUUAUAUUCAGUCAAGUUUUUCCGGAUAAUUCUUGAUGAAGGACAUAACAUUCGUAAUCGGAAUACCAAAACGGCAAAAUCUGUUUAUGAAUUACAACUGAACAGAAAAUGGGUUCUUACUGGUACCCCAAUCGUCAAUAGGUUAGAUGAUUUGUAUUCGUUGGCCAAGUUCUUGGAGUUGGAUCCGUGGAAUAAUUUCUCCUAUUGGAAGACGUUUGUUACUUUGCCCUUUGAACAAAAGAAGAUUUCGCAAACUUUAGAUGUGAUAAAAUCCAUAUUGGAACCGAUUUUUUUACGAAGAACAAAGAAUCAGAAAAAAAAUGGUAAACCAUUAGUUGAACUUCCCGAAAAGGAAGUUGUGAUUGAAGAGAUCAAGUUUAAUGAUCAAGAAGCUAAGCUUUACAAUUGGUUUAAGUCAAGAGCAUUCGAAUCAUUUGAAGAAGGGGUAAAAACGGGGCAAUUGAUGCGUCAGUAUACUCAGAUAUUGACUCAUAUCUUAAGAUUGAGACAGGUUUGUUGUCAUGUAGAUUUAAUUGGUGGUGCUCAUGAAAUGGAUGAUGAUGUAAUUGAUCUAGAAGCAGAUGAAGAAAUGAAGACUUUUUUGAAAUCAAUCAAGGACCAAAGUGGCAAAUUCACCAAUGAUACUGAAGUGAAGCAAAUCAUUUACAAAUUGUAUGAUUGUGUCAAGCCAGAAAACGAAUGUUCAAUAUGUACAACAUCACCAAUUCCUAUAAACGAGCUCACCAUUACCCCUUGUGGACAUACAUUCUGCUUUUCAUGUAUUUUAGAACAUUUGGAUUUUCAACUGGAAUUAAAACGAGAUAAGCAAUGUCCCAAUUGUCGAGAACCCAUUUCCAAAUACAAAUUAUUUCGAAUUCGGAGUCAAAAAACCACCAGUAAUGAAAUUCGAUUCCAUACCCAAAAUCGAGAUCAUCAUAGGGACUACGAUUUUCAAAUUUAUUUACAUGACCCUAACAGAACAAGUUCGAAAAUCCACGCACUUAUCAAGCAUUUAAAACUGAUUCAAAUUAAUGAACCAAAUCUGAAAGUGAUUGUUUUUUCUCAAUUUGCUUCAUAUUUAGAUAUAUUGGAAGUGGAAUUAAAAUUAACCAGUGAUGAUUUUAUCGUUUACAAAUUUGAUGGGAGAUUGAAUAUGAAUGAUCGUGGAAAGUUACUUAAUCUGUUUAAUGAACCAUUGGCCAAUGGUAAAAUUGCCAUCUUGCUAUUGAGUUUGAAAGCUGGUGGUGUGGGGUUGAAUUUGACGACAGCCUCAAGAGCAUUUAUGAUGGAUCCUUGGUGGAGUCCAAGUAUAGAAGAUCAAGCAGUUGAUAGAAUCCAUCGAAUUGGUCAAAAUGAGACUGUGAAAGUUGUGAGAUUUAUAAUGAAGAAUAGUAUUGAGACGAAAAUGCUCAAGAUUCAAGAACGGAAGAAGCAAAUUGGAGAAGCAGUAGGUGUUGAAGAAGAAGAGAGAAGAAAGAGAAGAAUCGAGGAAAUACAAAUACUUUUCGAAGAGUAA
Molecule: messenger RNA, 3405 nt
Organism: Lodderomyces orthopsilosis Co 90-125
Lineage: Eukaryota; Fungi; Ascomycota; Pichiomycetes; Serinales; Debaryomycetaceae
Product: DNA helicase
Exons: 1
Coding region: 1-3405 (1134 amino acids)
Molecular function (GO): nucleic acid binding; ATP-dependent chromatin remodeler activity; hydrolase activity, acting on acid anhydrides, in phosphorus-containing anhydrides
Source: RefSeq, a predicted model, not a curated record